AUGUAUUACAGGCGUAAAAAUGUGUCAACAAUUGAAAGCAUUUUAGUUCUUGUUCAAGCAAGUAGCGCAUUGUUAACAUUACAAGAUGGAAGAAUUGAGACUCGCAAGUCCAGUCCAGUCAAACAAACGACACCCAUUCAACAACCAACAAAAUCUAGUACGCCACCAAAAAAGUCAGUUACAGUUCCACUUGAUGAAAGUUCUGUCGCUAUAACAUUCCUUCAAUGGUUAGGUAGUGUAACAGAGAGAAUUAACCAAACAAUGCAUUAUCAGUUUGAAGGCAGUCCCAAACCAUUAGUAUUCCAUGCACCUCAGGCAUUAUUUGAUUGUUUACGGCAAAGAAUCACUUCUGGAAACACGAAAAAGCGUUUACCAAACUAUACAACAGGUUUUGUCCGCAAGGAUGCUCUUCCUCGGGGAAUGUUUACUAAAUAUACGUGGCACAUCACCAAUAUUUUACAAGUGAAACAAAUAUUUGACACGUCAGAUAUGCCAUUAGAAAUUACUCGGAACUUUGUUGAAAAUCGUGACGGUACGUACGAUUUAUAUGAAGUCCCUAAAGUACAAGUUGAAAGCAUUGAUGACACUUUUAAAAGCAAACAUCAAACACCAAUCCGGCCAUUUGAGUUGAAAACUUUUUUAAAAGUUGGUAACACUAGUGUGGACCAGAAAGAUCCUAUUCUUUUUAUCAUUGAAUGGAUUCCUGACAUUCUACCAAAAUCUCACAUCGGAGAAUUACGAAUAAAAUUUGAAUACGGAGAUCAAAGAAAUGGACAUGUAGAGCACAGGUUGAUAGCCGCUACUUCACUUGAGAUUCCAGUACAGACUAUUCAAGUUCAAGAAAUUCAUUGAAAAACCAUAUUUUAGCUUGGUAAAUUCUAUCUACCUCAGCUGUUACUCCAAGAGUGACAAUCAAGGAAUCUGAGUCAUUCAGCUACUUUGAAAGGUAUUUAUUUUGGUAUGUAGACAUCAUCUUUUAUCCAAAUGGCUGGAAUAUGCAUUCCUUU
Molecule: messenger RNA, 1007 nt
Organism: Octopus bimaculoides (California two-spot octopus)
Lineage: Eukaryota; Metazoa; Mollusca; Cephalopoda; Octopoda; Octopodidae
Source: RefSeq, a predicted model, not a curated record